UUUUUAAUUAUUUAUCUUUUCAAUAUUUACUUCAGGAGUUAUAUGUUCGUCACAAUUUGGAUGUGAUGCAUAUAGAGAAGAAUGUGUGCGAAAGCAUUAUUAAUACACUGUUAAAUGUUGCUGGGAAGACUAAAGAUGGAAUUAAAGCUCGUUUGGAUUUACAAGAUAUGGGUAUUAGGAGUGGAUUACACCCACAAGAGCAAGGGACUAGAAACUACCUUCCACCAGCUAUACAUACACUUUCAAAGGACGAGAAACACUUAUUUUGUGAACGUUUGUUCUUGUUGAAGGUACCAGAUGGGUAUAGUUCAAAUAUUCGAAAUUGUGUUUCAAUGGAACAAUGCAAGCUUGUGGGUCUUAAGUCACACGAUUGUCACAUUUUGAUGCAACAAUUACUACCAGUUGCAAUAAGAGGAUUGAUGCCUAAGGGUCCAAGGGAUGCUAUAAUAAGAUUAUGUGCAUUCUUCAAUCGAAUAUGUCAACGAGUUAUUGACAGGGAGAGCUUGAUGACAUUUGAAAAUGAAGUUGCUGAAACGUUAUGCUUGUUUGAGAGAUUCUUUCCACCAUCAUUUUUUGAUGUCAUGAUUCACUUGGUGAUUCAUAUUGGACGAGAAGCACGAUUAUGUGGACCGGUUCAAUUUCGAUGGAUGUAUCCCUUUGAGAGACGUAUGAAAACACUCAAAGAAUAUGUCAGAAAUCGAGCAAGGCCUGAAGGUUGUAUUGCAGAGUCAUAUCUUGCCGAUGAGUGUGUGAUUUUUUGUAAUGAAUUCAUUAACAGAAUAGGUGAAUUGAACACAAAAAAAGGUCGUAAUGAAGAGUGGGCCAAUGAUGUGUUACUUGAAGGUCGUCCAAUUUCUGGGAAAAAAGAAAUUACGAUAACAGAUGAGUGGAUAGAAAUUGCACACCGAUAUGUUCUGCUAAACACAUCUAUUGUAGAGCCUUUUAUAGAGUAAGUCCAUGAUGGGUCCUAAUUGUUAGUUUUUAUGUUCAAAAUUAAGUAAUUUUAGCCAUUUUAUUUGAAUAAAUUAGGAUGCAUAUGGAGGAGUUAAGGAAAACAAACAAAAUUUAUGAGAGAAAUAGUGGCUUGCUUUGGAAAAGACAUGUAGAGACAUUUCCAAAAUGGCUGAAGGAAAAGGUAAACUAGUUCAUUCUGAACUGAUUUAGCUUAGUGUGUUAAGUUGAGGGAUAUGACUAAUUGAAAACUAUAUUUAAUAACAGGUUCCUAUUGAUGUGGCUGAAGAAAAAAAUUUGUUGAAAUGGCUAGCAUAUGGACCCAGAAAACAAGCAAUAUCUUACACAGGAUUUAUUAUCAAUGGUCAAAGAUUCCAUGUAAAGGAUAUUGAGAAGUCUACACAAAAUAGUGGUGUCUCCAUUGAUGCAACAACCAUGUGUAGAUCUAGUACUAAAGAUAUAUCACAAGUUGCUGGUGUAGUUUCCUACUAUGGGGUCCUAAAAGAGAUAAUCUUGUUAGAUUAUUACACAGUUCAAAUUCCAAUUUUCAAAUGUCAUUGGGCUAAUGUUCCUAAUGGUGUUAGGGUAGAAGAUGGUCUUACAUUAGUAAACCUGCACCAAAGUCAAUCACAAUUUGUUAAAGACCCUUUCAUUUUAGCUUCACAAGCUAAACAAGUUUUCUACUCUAGAGAGCAUGAUUCUUCCAGUUGGUAUGUGGUGUUAAGGGCACCCCCCAGAGGAUUUUAUGACUUGGAAUACUAUGAUAAGCAUGAGUAUAUGCCUAUCAUUUCAGAAAAAAUUUUGAAACUGAGUUGGAUGAUGUACUUGAAGAAGAUCAAUAUGUGAGAGUGGAUUGUGAGGGCACGUUAGUUUGAAUAUCAUGUUGUUUUAUUGACAAUUGAACUAAUCUUGUAGUACUUGUACUUGUUAGUUGUUAUGUUCAUUUCCCAUAUGGGACUUAUGGUGGCUGUGUUCUCAUUUU
Molecule: messenger RNA, 1933 nt
Organism: Humulus lupulus (European hop)
Lineage: Eukaryota; Viridiplantae; Streptophyta; Magnoliopsida; Rosales; Cannabaceae
Exons: 2
Coding region: 66-953 (295 amino acids)
Source: RefSeq, a predicted model, not a curated record